This is a messenger RNA of Auxenochlorella protothecoides, 660 nucleotides long. RefSeq names its product TATA-box-binding protein 2. Gene Ontology annotation, biological process: DNA-templated transcription initiation. The transcript has 6 exons. Bases 1 to 660 code for a protein of 219 amino acids. Gene Ontology annotation, molecular function: DNA binding; RNA polymerase II general transcription initiation factor activity. Lineage: Eukaryota; Viridiplantae; Chlorophyta; Trebouxiophyceae; Chlorellales; Chlorellaceae. The record is from RefSeq and is a predicted model, not a curated record.
AUGUCUGAGGGCCCCAGCACGGAAGUCGAGGCUCAGGUGGACUUGACGGUGCACCCCAGCGGCAUCGUUCCGCAGCUUCAGAAUGUUGUUGCCACCGUGAAUCUGGAGUGUAAGCUGGACCUCAAGGACAUAGCGCUGCGGGCGAGGAACGCAGAGUACAACCCCAAGCGCUUUGCCGCUGUCAUCAUGAGGAUCCGCGAGCCCAAGAGUACAGCGCUCAUCUUUGCAUCUGGCAAGAUGGUCUGCACAGGAGCCAAGAGCGAGCAGGAGUCGCGAUUGGCGGCACGAAAGUAUGCCCGCAUUCUACAAAAGCUGGAGAACCCCGUGAUCUUCAAGGAGUUCAAGAUUCAAAACAUGGUGGGCUCCUGCGAUGUCCGCUUUCCCAUCCGGCUGGAAGGCCUGGCGAGCUCCCACAGCGUCUUCUGCUCAUACGAGCCAGAGCUGUUCCCAGGCCUGAUCUACCGGAUGGUGGACCCCAAGAUCGUCCUGCUCAUCUUUGUUUCAGGCAAGGUUGUCCUUACGGGGGCCAAGCGAAGGGAGGAGAUCUACCAGGCUUUUGAGAACAUCUACCCCGUGCUCAAGGAGUUUAUCGAGGGGGUGUCUGUGAUGGGCACAGAGACCCCACAGCCCCUCCCUUCCUGGGGCGGGUGGCUCGAAUAG